UAGUGAACGAGCUGAAUCGUGAAAAGGGGUGCAGGGAAUAGCCAUAGGUUCCUGUGCCCGUUCCGGUCCAGGGGACUGGCUGGUCCUUUAGCCAGCAGCUGGUCCGGCAUCACCAGUGCUAAAAGCACCACUUACUGAGGACUUAGGGUAGACAGCUGCUGUGUGAGACGCCUUUGCUCAUUGAACCCUCAUUUCCGUUGAGAUGCCUGAGGCCCCUCAAACUUCACGGGCUCAAGAUCCACCUCCCAGUCCCAUCCCAGGGAAGGACACUUCCGUGACUCCUGCCUCAAUGAGGCUGCACUAUGCCCUCAGCUGAGACCUAGAGUCGAAGCUGUCAGCAUCUGUUCCUUGCACUAAUGACUUCAGCCUCUCGUACUGUACAGACCCAGCUGUCGUCCCAGCUCAGCCUGCACACAGUUAGAAUGACAAAUAGCGUUACUGCCUUUGGUCAUUAAGCUUCAAUUUGCCAUCAGAAGCUGUUCAGUUGUCCUGUUAACCAUUCUCCACAUCUAGGCAAGAGGGUAGUGAAAGCAGCAGUGGCUUUGAUGUUGAUGGGUUGUCUGUUCUGCUGCCCCUGGAGGAAAAGUCAGGCUCUUCAGCAAAAGCCCUUGUCAGUUUAAAAGAGGGAAGCUUAUCUAACACAUGGAAUGAAAAGUUCAGUUCUUUACAAAAAACACCUGUUUGGAAAGGCAGGAAUACAGGCUCUGCUGUGGAAAUGGCAUGAAGCUCUGUCUUGAAUAGUGGAAGAAGGAUUUGAAAAAGGAUGCAGCCUUUCAGAAAUUCAAAACGAAGUCGAUUCUUUUCUGAUGAAGAUGACAGACAAAUAAAUACAAGAUCACCUAAAAGAAACCAGAGGGUUGCAAUGGUUCCACAGAAAUUUACAGCAACAAUGUCAACACCAGAUAAGAAAGCCUCACAAAAGAUUGGUUUUCGAUUACGCAACCUACUCAAGCUUCCCAAAGCGCAUAAAUGGUGCAUAUAUGAGUGGUUCUACUCAAAUAUAGAUAAACCGCUCUUUGAAGGUGAUAAUGACUUCUGUGUAUGUCUAAAGGAAUCUUUUCCUAAUUUGAAAACAAGAAAGUUAACAAGAGUAGAAUGGGGAAAAAUCAGGCGGCUAAUGGGAAAACCACGGAGAUGUUCUUCUGCAUUUUUUGAGGAAGAAAGAUCAGCAUUAAAACAGAAACGGCAGAAAAUCCGGCUCUUGCAACAAAGGAAAGUUGCAGAUCUUUCACAAUUCAAAGAUCUCCCAGAUGAGAUUCCUCUGCCCCUGGUCAUUGGAACCAAAGUUACAGCACGAUUACGUGGUGUUCAUGAUGGUCUGUUCACUGGGCAGAUAGAUGCUGUGGAUACUUGUAAUGCUACUUACAGAGUCACUUUCGAUAGGACAGGGCUGGGAACCCAUACUAUCCCUGACUAUGAAGUUCUUAGUAAUGAGCCUCACGAGACAAUGCCCAUUGCUGCCUUUGGACAGAAACAGCGGCCUUCUCGGUUUUUUAUGACUCCACCACGGUUGCAUUACCCUCCUCUUCUCCCAGCACCCACUACGGAUAAUGAUCCUUUAUUAGGACAGUCACCUUGGAGAAGUAAGAUUUCAGGCUCUGACACUGAAACAUUGGGUGGUUUCCCAGUAGAAUUCCUUAUUCAAGUGACCAAAUUAUCAAAAAUUCUCAUGAUUAAAAAGGAACAUAUCAAGAAAUUAAGGGAAAUGAACACCGAGGCAGAAAAAUUGAAAUCAUAUUCCAUGCCCAUCGGCAUUGAAUUUCAGCGGAGAUAUGCAACAAUUGUUCUAGAGCUUGAACAGCUGAACAAGGACCUAAACAAAGUUUUGCAUAAAGUUCAGCAGUACUGCUAUGAGCUCGCUCCAGACCAGGGGCUGCAGCCUGCAGACCAGCCGACAGACCUGAGACGGCGGUGUGAGGAGGAAGCACAGGAAAUCGUUCGGCAUGCGAACUCCUCAGCAGGGCAGCCCUGUGUCGAAAAUAAAAACCUGACAGACCUCAUCUCCAGGCUUACAGCUAUUUUAUUACAAAUUAAGUGUCUAGCAGAAGGAGGAGACCUGAAUUCCUUUGAAUUCAAAUCACUUACAGAUUCAUUGAAUGAUAUCAAGAGUACAAUAGAUGUUUCUAAUAUCAGUUGCUUUCAGAAUAAUGUAGAAAUCCACGUUGCACAUAUUCAGAGCGGCCUAAGCCAGAUGGGGAACUUACACGCCUUUGCAGAAAAUAACACCAACAGAGAUUGAGUAGAAGAUUUAAUUAUUCCUCCUGGUAGGACAUGGUUUUCGAGAAGUUCUUUCCUUUAUAUAGGCUUCCAAGACCAAAUAACCUGACUGCUGGAAAACAAGGGAAAUUUACAUCUGCAAAUAAGGCAUUUUAAUAUACUGUACUGCUUCUUAUGCCAGCAUUGCUGACCAUCAGUAUAUUUAUUUUUCUUUUAUUAUUCAGCUGCAGUAGCAUUGCUUGUAUUACAUAUGUUAAUUAGCAAGUCGUUUUUAAACUGAAAAUGUCUGAACAUAAUUUCAUGGAGGAAUACAUUGGCCAUUUUUUAAUGUGCAUGAAUUCAACCCUACACGUGCAGACAGCUGUAGUGGAGAACAUGGAGCAACGGUCUUUUGUGCACACGUGUGGCAGUGUGGAAACCGCGUCUAGAAAACGGCGACUCUGGUUCAUUCAGUCUGUCACCAUCUCAGUCUUCAAAGGACAUCAUGAGCUAUGGGAAGCCCUAAAGUGAGGAAGGCACUGGAAUAUAGGUGGGAAUACAGACUGUACUGGUAUAUAUAGUAUAUACUUGCCAUGUGACAUGGUUCUGUAGAUCAUUUUAUAAUAAUAAAUAUUUUAAUUUAUCAUAAUUUAUAAAAGAAACCUUUGUUGUUUGUCUGUUGAAAGAAAAUGAAGGAGCAGGGAAAAAACCAUUACUGGCAAAAUGCCUGAAUCUCAGCAAGUGGAUUUGGCAUGUCUUUCCCCGUCAGUUCAGGGCAAAAAGUGCUAUUGUUAUGAGAUUUAUUUAAAAAGAAAAGACUGAUAACACACUAUUUUCAUAUUUUUUGUUUAUUUGCACAACUUUUAGACCAAAUUAUUGGUUAAAAUCCAACAAUAUACCAUUUAUAAAGUAAAAAGAUUUUAUAAGGAAAACAUAAUAACCUGUGCUGUGAAAUACAGAGAAAAGGUUUGUAUUUGGUUGUGGUUUUGUUUUUUUAAAGAAAACCCUGCCUAAAAUAUUAAUCUUGUAAAAAGUGUAUUUCGAAUUCUCUUUGUUUUAAUAUAGAAUAUUAUAAAGUCAAAAUAUAAUAAAUUGUUUUCAGAUUUGGAGUUUAAGAUAUAGCUGUAGAAGUGGCUUUAAUUCUUUUAAAUGUCUCAUAAAAUGAGGCUUUUUAUAUGUUAAUGUAUAAAAAACCAAACAAGAUUAUUUUCCAUUUUAAAUUUUUGUAUAGUUUAAAAAUGCUUCCAUAUUCUGUGCCACUGCAGAACUUUAGUGCAGAGUUUAUAUUUAGCUCAACUGUUAUGUUAAUUAAGAAAAGCAUAAAUCUUUUAUUCUUAAUAUUUGUAAUUCUAAAUAAAUUGAUCUAUGAAAAUUAA
Myotis daubentonii (Daubenton's bat) is the source of this 3572-nucleotide messenger RNA. RefSeq names its product lin-9 DREAM MuvB core complex component (gene LIN9). The record is from RefSeq and is a predicted model, not a curated record. The transcript has 19 exons. Gene Ontology annotation, molecular function: DNA binding. Gene Ontology annotation, cellular component: transcription repressor complex; nucleoplasm. Bases 764 to 2239 code for a protein of 491 amino acids. Gene Ontology annotation, biological process: regulation of transcription by RNA polymerase II; regulation of cell cycle; reproductive process. Lineage: Eukaryota; Metazoa; Chordata; Mammalia; Chiroptera; Vespertilionidae.